Molecule: messenger RNA, 1549 nt
Organism: Wyeomyia smithii (pitcher-plant mosquito)
Lineage: Eukaryota; Metazoa; Arthropoda; Insecta; Diptera; Culicidae
Gene: Lrr47
Product: leucine-rich repeat protein 1
Exons: 1
Coding region: 150-1397 (415 amino acids)
Molecular function (GO): protein binding
Source: RefSeq, a predicted model, not a curated record
CAUCUGGCAACUGAGUAUUUUGGAAGGCGCUGAAUGCAAAUGCAUUUAAAAUUUGCCCGGGAAGAUAUUGAAAACAUCACUUCUGUGCCUAGUGAUUUCGGUUAGUCAAUUCAUGUUCCGAGGGUGGUAAUUUGGUCAGUACUUACACAAUGAAACUCGUUUGUGAAACAUGUGUUGUUAACCGCACGGUACCGUCUACGAAGCGUACAUUCCAAAAAACUGUUUUAGCUAUCGGCAAAAACAGCGACAAAAAAUCUGAUGAAACGGUUAUCAUGCUGAUAACAAAUUCCAAUAAAAGCGGCACCAAGUACAACAUAAAGAAAAACAUCAGUAAGAUUUUCACCCGCUUCCUAUCGGAAGGAAAGGUUACCAUCUCGUUCCACAUUCCUGAGCAUGAUGUUCAAAUAAAGAGCGAAGUUGUCCAACUGACCGGAUUCCUGAAGGUGUUGAAGACGGUACUAACAGGAGGACAGGCAACAGGCGAUGGUUCUCCAGCGCCAUCUAUCAAGCUACCCUGUCUAACGGUGGCUAACACAAAAACUGCAAUUCUGUCUUCAACCAAAGUACUUGCCACUAAAUGUGUAAUCAAAAGCAGAGGCGACUACCCGUUGAAAGGGUUCUCUCGUAAUUUAGUGAGUCUAACUAUAUCUGAAAUUAAGCUAUGCCGUUUUGAUACACAAAUUUUGCUGUUGAAAAAUCUACGCAUCCUCAAUUUGUCAAAAAAUUGCUUAGAAAAACUGCCGAAUGGACUUGGCCAGCUAGGACUUACCGAUUUGGACUUAUCAGUAAACGCUCUUCAAAACGAUAAGUGGGAUUGGCUGAAGAAUCCUGUUAUCCAAUCUAGUCUUCAGAGCUUGAACAUUUCCGAGAACAAUCUAACCUACUUCCCAACCAACCUCAUAUACACACGUGCACUCGUCCGGAUCGAUCUGCAGUCGAAUCACAUUCAGAAGCUCCCAUUUGCUGUAUGGAGAAUGUCACAGCUACGUUUCCUCAAUUUGGCGAAAAAUCAACUAACAGCCGUACCGGAAUUUAUGAGUCGCAUGAAGCUGGACCAAGUGGAUCUGUCGGAGAACAAACUCGCACCAGACUUGUUGACAGUGCCGGACCUGAGAAUCGCGAACGUAGUCGGUCAAGUGCCCGCCUUGUGGGAAAUGGCCGCCCGGGUUGUCGUAGCACGUAAGGUACCCUACACGGUUGGAAUGAUUCCGUUUCUGCUGGUGGACAUCAUGAACCGAACACCGAUCUGUGGCUGUGGAACACUCUGUUUCACCGCAAAAGUUUACGAACGAGCCAAAGUGAUAAGACUCAACUGUCAGCAUUUAAUUCUAAACAGCAAUCACGUUCUUUAUGCUGACAGUGUAUUUUGCAGUCAGCGAUGCAGCGCGAGGCAAUAAAAAAAAGAGGUUACGUUUUUACGUUAUUUAUAUUUAUUUAUAAUGUAGACAUUUUAGUGGUGUAAUUUUCCUAAGUUAAGAGUUAAAAAUAACAUUGAAACAAUAUUAUAAUUUUGUUAUAGGGCCAUAAAAAAAACAUGCUAAGACUUAUU